Molecule: messenger RNA, 2283 nt
Organism: Coregonus sp. 'balchen'
Lineage: Eukaryota; Metazoa; Chordata; Actinopteri; Salmoniformes; Salmonidae
Source: the annotation of a GenBank genome assembly
AUGUCCUGGUUCUCCGUUCACCAGAAGGGAGCAGACCUGAUAUCUAGGCCCCAGGAUGGUGAGGUCUGCCUGGGCAUCGAUGGUGCGUGAGUCCCCUGGUCUUCCACUUGGAGCCUUCUGACCCAAUACUGGGAGACUCACUGGUAUUGUUAGGAUAACCAGCGUAUGUAGUGAAAGAUGACCUUAGUAUGUGUCCCAAAUGGCUCCCUAUAUAGUGCACUACUUAUGAUCAGGGCUCCAUAGGCUCUGGUCAAAAGGAGUGCACUAAAUGGGGAGUAGGGUGCCAUUUGGGCGAGAAUCCUUUUCCUGAUGUAAUUACUAAACAAUUGGUGUAUUUUUAGUUUGUGUUUUGUAUCUGUUUAAAAGGAGUGUGUGUAAUAUUGCUUGUGUGUGUGUGUUAUCUACUGCAACCGAUACCCUAUGCUCAUUCCUGGAUGUCGGUCAAUGUUCCUCCUCGCCACCAGUAGAACACACUACCACCAUGCACGUAGACAAGCCCCCAUUUUGUUUCUGCCACUGCAGCCAUGCUACCAACCAUUUUAAUUAUUGAAUAACUAACGUAUGAACCAACUCAAGGCUUCAUGGUCAUUUCUCAGGGCUCCCCAAAUAGCUUUUGACUUUUUAAAUACAUGUUGCUUAAUUCAAACAAUAUAUUUUGAGUUAGAAAUGUACAUAACUCCUGCAUCCAAUCAUUAAGGAUCAAUACCACUAACGCAUCAUUAACCAUUGAUGAAAAUGUAUAUACAUUUUUUUUAUUUACCUUUAGAUUGGCAUACCAAUGUAAACUUUUUGUAUUUUUACCCAAUUAUACUACUAACCCAGCGUUUCCCAAACUCUGUCCUCGGGACUCCAAGGGGUAUAUAGCUGAUUCAAAUUAUCAAAGCUGGAUGAUUAUUUAUUUUUAAUUCAGCUGUGUAGUGCUAGGGAAAAAACCAAAACGUGCACCCCAUUGGGGUCCCGAGGACCAAGUUCGGGAAACCCUGUACUAACCAGUAAUGCUAAAAUAUGUUCAGGUUUGGGGCAUUGCUUGUCUUUUGAGGGCUGAACUAACUUGAUGUUAGAUGAGCACUAUACUGGAUAAGAGCUGUACUAAAUACCACCCUAUUCCCUUUGUAGCAUACAACCUUUGACCGGAGCCCAAUGGUCACCCUAUGGACUCUGGUCAAGGGUAGUGCACUACAUAAGGAAUAGGGUGUCAUUUGGGACACACAUGCCUUGUCUAAGCCUUUUCCUGAUGCGUUUAAUUACAGAACUAACCAAAAAGGCCAUUUUUGAGUCAAUUGACUGAUGCGAAAGUAUGUCUGAGUACAGACGUGUCCCGAUUUGGAAGAAUAUACUGUAUUGUCGCCUACAGUAAUGGGUAUUUUAAAUAUAAGACAUUCUAAAGGACUGUACUAGAAGCUUACAGACGGGCUGGGGACCAGUCUGGUGACGGGGCUGGGGACCAGUCUGGUGACGGGGCUGGGGACCAGUCUGGUGACGGGGCUGGGGACCAGUCUGGUGACUGGGCUGGGGACCAGUCUGGUGACGGGGCUGGGGACCAGUCUGGUGACGGGGCUGGCUACCAGUCUGGUGACGGGGCUGGGGACCAGUCUGGUGACGGGGCUGGGGACCAGUCUGGUGACGGGGCUGGGGACCAGUCUGGUGACGGGGCUGGGGACCAGUCUGGUGACGGGGCUGGGGACCAGUCUGGUGACGGGGCUGGGGACCAGUCUGGUGACGGGGCUGGGGACCAGUCUGGUGACGGGGCUGGGGACCAGUCUGGUGACGGGGCUGGGGACCAGUCUGGUGACGGGGCUGGGGACCAGUCUGGUGACGGGGCUGGGGACCAGUCUGGUGACGGGGCUGGGGACCAGUCUGGUGACGGGGCUGGUGACGGGGCUGGCGACCAGUCUGGUGACGGGGCUGGCGACCAGUCUGGUGACGGGGCUGGCGACCAGUCUGGUGACGGGGCUGGCGACCAGUCUGGUGACGGGGCUGGCGACCAGUCUGGUGACGGGGCUGGGGACCAGUCUGGUGACGGGGCUGGUGACGGGGCUGGGGACCAGUCUGGUGACGGGGCUGGUGACGGGGCUGGUGACGGGGCUGGCGACCAGUCUGGUGACGGGGCUGGCGACCAGUCUGGUGACGGGGCUGGGGACCAGUCUGGUGACGGGGCUGGGGACCAGUCUGGUGACGGGGCUGGGGACCAGUCUGGUGACGGGGCUGGCGACCAGUCUGGUUGUCAUGACAAUGAGUGACGAGCGUGACAUGAGCGCACAAACAGAUCUGGGACCAGGUUAG